AUGAGUAUGAAAUGGCUUUUUCAGCAGAGUCGGCACGCGGCAGAGCAACCUCAACAGAAUAACAAGUUGGCAACACCUGACCAAUUUACUUUUACUUGGACCGUUAGGGAUUAUCAUGAAGUAGCAGAUUUAUAUCCAACUGGAAGAUGGUUUUAUAGUGAUAGUUUUGUCGAACCGAAUAAUCCUCAACAAAAAGGUGUUGGAUUAGAUUCUUCGGAUUAUUUAUGGCGAAUGUGCAUGUAUCCGAAUGGAGUUUCACAAACUGAUAAAAAUUAUUUGGGAUUAUUUUUAAAGGCUAUUCCAACGGAUCUUGAGAGGGAUGGAAAUUCGUCAGGAAGGGAACGAACGUAUGCCUUUGAAGUAUAUCGUUUAGAAUCUUCAAUAUGUAGUUCUUCUGCGUUAGGUUCGGUCACUCCAACCCCAGUUUUACUGAAAAAUGAAAAAUUCUCAAAGACGAGAUUUGGUUUUGGAUCUGAUCAGGUGUUUGGACGAAGGCAAUUUUUAAAAUUGUCGGAAGUUUAUCCAGAUCCAACGAGCAAAUUUGAUCUGAUAGUGAGAGUUCGCAUCACAAAUGAAGAAAAUGCUGCAUUAUUAGCAUCUUCAACAGAUAUGCCACAUGGUGAAUUCCCAUUAGCUACUCAAAUUCCUCGAUAUUUUGAUGAUGAUCGAUUUUGUGACGUUGAAUUCACCUUUACAUGUGGGUCAAGGAUUAGGGCACAUCGUAUAAUUCUAGCUUCGCAGUCGAAAUAUUUUGAAUCUUUGUUAAGCGGACAAUGGGUAGAAGGUCGCAAUAAAAUAAUUCCCAUCAAGGAAAUUGAUUAUGAGAUUUUUAGGUGCGUGAUGUUUUAUCUUUAUACGGGAAAAUUAGAAGAAAAUCUGGAAUUGGAUACUCUCAAAUCUGCAUAUAUGAAAGCAGAUAUGCUUGGUUUAGAAACCUUUGGGAAAUUACUUGCUAAUCGAAUCGCGGAAGAUGUGAAUGUUGAUAAUUGGGAUGAAAUCCUGCUGUUGGGAUGGCAGAUGGGUGAUACAUGUUUGAAAUCUGCUGCUAUGGGAUUCGCGACAACGAGGUGGGAGGAACUUAAAAGUACAGAGAAUAUGCAACGUGUCGUCGGUUGCGGAAAUAUUGAUUGGAUAGAAGAAUUGAUAUCUGCUAAAAUCUUUGGCGUGCAUGAAUCAAGCCGAAAAUAA
Messenger RNA from Funneliformis mosseae, 1188 nucleotides. NCBI's taxonomy places the organism in Eukaryota, Fungi, Glomeromycota, Glomeromycetes, Glomerales, Glomeraceae. The record is from the annotation of a GenBank genome assembly.